GGGAGGUAGUGUUUCACGUUACUGCAAUUUCAUGUAUUUUACGGUUUUCUUAGUUUUAACUGACAUUACAAUGGGAAUCAGAGAAAGAAAGAAAGUGAGAGAGAGAGAGAGAGAGAGAGAGAGAGAGAGAGAGAGAGAGAGAGAGAGAGAGAAAGACAGUGUAGUCUUAGCUACAGGUCUUUCUUUCAUUCUUGAAGUCAUUCUUGAUAGUGACCCACUGAACUGGCUAAGUCUUCAUGCUCCGCUGUGAUAUCAGGUCAUAAGACAGGAGCACAGUUUUUAAGGGUUAUCUCACUGCUAUGAUUCCCUCAGAAAGUGUUGAUGGCUCUCGGGCUAAGGAGACGUAUUUUAACCUACACUGACUCUGCAAAACCUUAACUCCUAACAACCGCUCGUGUCUGACAACCAGAAAUAUUUUUUUGUGUCAUGCCAUCCAAUGAAACUGAAACUCACUGUGGCCUGUCACCUCAAACCCUGGUGGCCUCCAUCCUCCCUCCUGUGCUUAUCAUCGAGCUCCUGCUGGGCCUGCCAGGGAACCUGAUGGCACUCUGGGUCUUCUGCCGCCAUCUUCAGUCCUGGAAGCCCAAUGUUGUGUUUCUCUUCAACCUCACUCUGGCUGAUUUUCUGCUGCUGGUGAGCUUACCUUUCCGAAUUAACAACCUUCUGCAUAAGGAACACUGGCUGUUUGGUGAUGCUUGGUGUCGGAUUAACCUCUUCAUGCUUGCAGCCAAUCGAUCAGCAAGCAUUGCCUUUAUGACUGCUGUGGCUGUGAAUCGAUACUUUAAAGUAGUCCAUCUACACCAUACAGUGAACUUUAUCAGCUCACGGCAAGCUACAGGGAUUGCUUGCUUCAUCUGGGCUGUGGUGAUCUCACUGCGGCUCCCUCUGCUGACUAAUGACCUCCUGAUUAAGGAGCCCAAUGCAUCUUUCUGUCGGAGCUUCAACCCUUAUAAGGAUCCAAAACUGGGGAUCAAGCUUCACUACAUAGUGUACAUAUCUGAGUUUUUCUUCUCUCUGAUGGUCCUGCUGUUCUGCUCCCUCAGAAUCUGCUGGACCUUACAUCGCAGCCAGACGACCAACAUGCCGGUAAUGCGUCGGGCUAUUAGGAUUAUUCUGGUAAUUGUUGGGAUUUUCAUGAUAUGCUUCUGCCCUGGUGUUGUUACUGGACUAACUGCACUCUAUUUGAAGACGCUGGGGAAGGAGUAUUGUGAAGCCUUCAAGCUAAAUGGUCAGUUAUUUGUUUUGUCCCUUGGAUUCACCUACCUGAAUAGUGUACUGGACCCGAUGAUCUAUGGAUUUUGCAGCUCCAUGUUCCGGGAUGCCUUAAAGCAUUCAAUUAAUCAACUUGGAGUGGUAAAGCUAGCACUGAGGAGCCGUGCCACUGGGUAGCCAUGCCAUCACUUCGAAAAUGAUCACCCCAGCUCAUCCCACAGUUCUUUGUGAUGACUUGUCAGAAUGUUGUUUAGCACCAAAACAACAAUAUAUCCAUUCGUCUGUUUGUGUCCUCCUUUCCUCUUAACCCAUAAAUAUUAUACUCAGAAACAAGGACAUAUAAGCUGUGUCCUAAUUGAGGGGCUGUGUCCUUCGAAGGCUGCAUGGACUCGCGAAGGCUGAACUGAAAUGAGACGGUCUGCAGAUUAAAUGUUUUAUAGUUCUUUAAAGAUAGAGCCAAAAGUUUUUUAGUUUUUUUCAUUUAUUAGAGCUGGAAAUGCUUUUCUCUGUCUGCUCCUUGCUCCCUAAACAAAACACAUCGGGUUUUUUUUUUUUAAUAUUUGUAUCAUUAGCUAUUCGACUCAGUUCAAACCCAGUACUUACCUAUGUUCUCAAAUCGUUGCCAGCAUGCAAAAAACCUCAGGCUAUGUUGGCUGGCAAAGGAUCCACCUGUUGGAUCCUUCGUUGCCAUGGAAAAGAAGGACACAUUGCACGGCUGCAUACAAAAGAGCCUUCGAAAUGGGACAGUCAUGCUGCUGUGACACAAUCAUCCUUCAAAUGCAGCCUCCGAAGGAUGCAGCCCCUGAAUUGGGACGCAGCUACUGUGUCAUUGAUGAAAAGCACCAAAAGUGCUAAUAGUGCCCUGUGGUGGAGAAUCUUCAGCCUGUUAAAUGUGAGUGAGUGUGAGUGACAAGCCAGGUCCAUGAGGUGCUUUGCAUCUAAAAGAGUCCUGUCCCGAUACCAAACAAGAGCAAAACAGACAGGAGUGGGCAGGAAACCCACCAAGAAGCUUUAUGUGGGGGCUUCCAGUGUCGUAACAGGCAAGGGCCAAAGCACAGGCUGGCAAGUAAACACCGGGGUCAUCUAUAAUCGAACAACCAGAGAAAUACAAGAGGUCAAAAGUCUGGACAUACUGGAAGACAAAAAAUGAGGACAAUGGUUCAGAAAUCCAAAGACAUAUUGAAAAGAUUUUGCAAGCUGCAAACAGAAAGCAAGAGGUAUACAUACAAUUAAACAGUUAAUAAGCCCAGAACAAUUAUACAGUUAAUGAACCCAGAACUGGCAGCAGGUGAGUAGCCAGAGGCUGGGCGGAGCUGGACCUGGUGAGAGUCAUGCAAAAUAGGAGAGUGCAUGUGACAGAGAGGAGUGGAGAAUGCUUUUGAAGUACAUCCUUCGUAGAAGAGUAUAACACCUCACAGGGACAUCACACAUGAUUGUUGCAGUUUCUAUGAAAAAUGGCACCACUAAGCAGCGUCUGCAACCUACAGAAACAUGAAUGUGCCAUUUCUGAAUGUUAGAUUGUAUGAAAUUGAUUUGUUGUCACUGCUCAUAAUGCAACAUCACUUUUGUCUACUUCAGUGUCUACAUAUGUAGAAUGUGACACCUUGUGUGUUGAUGGAUUUAGAUUUCUGCAUGAUUGAUGUAGCUAAAUUAUUAGCAGUUUGUAUUUUAUUGCAGGUGAUGCAGAUCUGGAGAUGGAGCAACAUGACAGCAACCUGUUUUUUUUCCCUCAGUGACUUUGUCUGCAUCCAAAACCACAUAACAUACUAUACCAAUGUUUCCCAACUUGGUCCACAGGGUCCUUCAUCCUUAUGUGCCGUGAGUUAUGUCGGAGCACAACUGUGAGGCCCUGAAGACCAAGUUGGGAAACACUGAAGUGACUGUCACUAAAACUACAUAUCAACUAUACAUCAUUUGUUGUAAAAAAAAAAUGAAUUCUGAAUACCACAGUGAAACAACACUCCCUUUGAUGUAUUUGCUUUGUAAUUUUGAGCAAAUUUGGUAAUUUGUCAAAAUAAGUACUAAAAAGUUAGAUUUUUUUUUAUAAUAAAAUAGUUAUGAAAAUAAGUAACUGCUUUGUGAGAUCAAAAGCUGACGGACAUCUGUUGUUCAUUGUCCAGCUAGUAGUGCAUAGGACAGCUAACAUUCCCACACCAGAACAUACCAAGCAAAAUAACUGCUGGUCAAGCAGAAUCAAAGCUAGCUUGGCCUCAGACAUCAAGCCCUUCAAAUCUGUCACUUCUGGCUUCUCCAGAGAUAAAAAGCCACAGUAAUGUUUACUCUUAUGUUUCCUGUUUCUCCAUCUCUCCAUCUCAUUCCUUUCUGGACAGUUUCUUUGAACUGUACUGAACCUAAACAUAUGGUAAAACAUCAGCCUUCCUUAAUAUUGCUUCCAUAAGAUAUCUUAAUAACUCCACCUAGUCAUGUCUAGGUGUAAUCCUAGGUAUAUAAUCCUACAUAUGUCUCCUACUUAAUCAGGGAUGGAAAAACUUGAGUAAUUGUACUUGAUUGUUGUAUUUAAGUAUUAUUUUGGAAGAUUUUUACUAAUGAUGCACCAAAAUGACAAUCCUUGGCUGAUACUGCGCAGAAAAUCUGGGACACACAAGGCCAAAAACAGAAAUUGAAAACCAAUAAAGCUGACAAUGAAUAAAAACAGUUUACGUAAACUCAUUACACUGAUGAAGUUAUGGGUUGUGUUGAGAAACUCAUAAAAUCAUUACAGCAUGAAGGCAA
Molecule: messenger RNA, 3945 nt
Organism: Colossoma macropomum (tambaqui)
Lineage: Eukaryota; Metazoa; Chordata; Actinopteri; Characiformes; Serrasalmidae
Product: hydroxycarboxylic acid receptor 2-like
Exons: 2
Coding region: 427-1389 (320 amino acids)
Biological process (GO): G protein-coupled receptor signaling pathway
Cellular component (GO): membrane
Molecular function (GO): G protein-coupled receptor activity
Source: RefSeq, a predicted model, not a curated record